Messenger RNA from Zonotrichia leucophrys gambelii, 1414 nucleotides. Its product is annotated as bifunctional epoxide hydrolase 2-like. The transcript is spliced from 12 exons. The coding region runs from base 1 to 858 and encodes 285 amino acids. Lineage: Eukaryota; Metazoa; Chordata; Aves; Passeriformes; Passerellidae. Gene Ontology annotation, molecular function: lipid phosphatase activity; magnesium ion binding. The record is from RefSeq and is a predicted model, not a curated record. Gene Ontology annotation, biological process: phospholipid dephosphorylation; cholesterol homeostasis. Gene Ontology annotation, cellular component: peroxisome.
AUGGCGCCGCUGGCCCGGGCCGGGUUCCGCGUGAUCGCCCUGGAGAUGAAGGGGUACGGGGACAGCAGCGCCCCCAGCGACAUCUCGGAAUAUUCCCAGGAGCAGAUCUGCAAGGAUUUCAUCACUUUCCUGGAUAAACUGGGAAUCCCGCAGGUGAUCCUGGUUGGCCACGACUGGGGCGGGGCCAUGGCCUGGAACGUGGCUCUGUUCUACCCCGAGCGCGUCCGGGCCGUGGCCGUUCUGAACACGCCAUUCCGGCCGCCCGACCCCGAUUCCGACGCCCUGGAGAAACUGAGGCAGAUCCCGGAGUUCGAUUACCAGCUCUACUUCCAGGAGCCGGGCGUGGCGGAGGCGGAGCUGGAGAGGGACAUCGGGAGGACCCUGAAACUCCUGAUCCGAUCGGCCGAGCCCGAGGAUCGGCUGCCCGAGAGCGUCGACGUGCGCCGGGCCCGGGAGAGAGGGGGUCUCCUGGUGGGGCUCCCCGAGGAUCCCCCCGAGAGCCGCCUGCUGCCCCCGGCCGUGCUCCAAUACUACAUCCGGCAGUUCCGCAAAUCCGGAUUCAGGGGGCCCCUGAACUGGUACCGGAACGUGAGGGAGAACCAGAGCUGGGCCCUGCGCGCCCGCGGACGGACGAUCCCGCUGCCGGCGCUGAUGGUGACGGCCGGGAAGGAUCCGGUGCUGAAACCCGGCCUGAGCAAGGGCAUGGAGAGAUGGAUCCCGCGGCUGCAGCGCGGCCACAUCGAGAACUGCGGCCACUGGACACAGAUGGAGAGGCCACUGGAGCUGAACCGGAUCCUCCUGGAUUGGUUGGAAAAUCUCCCCCCGGAGAAUUCCUGCCCUGCAAAUUCCAAACUUUGAAAUCCUGGAAUUUUUUUUCUGGAAUUUUUUCCUGAAAUUUUUGAGAAUUUUUUUCCCGAAAAUUCCAAGAUCUGAGCAGAAAAUUUUUUCCCCAAAAAAUUCCAAACUCGGAGCAAGAAAUUUUCCUGAGAAUUCCAAACUUUGAGUGGGAAUUUUUUCCAAAAAAAUUCCAAAUUUUUUCCAAAAAUUCCAAACUUUGAGCGGGAAUUCCGAGCUUGGAACGGGAAUUUUUUUCCUGGGAAUUUUUCCUGGGAAUUCCAAGAUUUUAGCAGAAAUUUUUUCCAGGAAUUCCAAGAUUGGAGUGAGAUUUUUUUCUGGAAUUUUCAGGAAUUUUUUCCAGGAAUUCCAAGAUUUUAAGUGGGAAUUUUCCCCUGGAAUUCCAAACUUGGUGCAGAAUUUUUUCCCACAAAUUCCAAGUUUGGAUCAGGAAUUUUUCCCAAAAAUUCCAAAUUUUUCCUGGGAAUUUUUCCCACAAAUUCCAAGUUUGGAUCAGGAAUUUUUUUCCCAAAAAUUCCAAAUUUUCCUGGGAAUUUUUCCCACAAAUUCCAAGUUUGGA